Pocillopora meandrina is the source of this 1854-nucleotide messenger RNA. NCBI's taxonomy places the organism in Eukaryota, Metazoa, Cnidaria, Anthozoa, Scleractinia, Pocilloporidae. The record is from the annotation of a GenBank genome assembly.
AUGGAAAACCAGAGAAAAAGGCGACACGAGAUUGAAGAGGAGUUAUCAGAUGACGAAGAAUACGUACCUUACGUUCCUUUAAAGGAGAGGAGAAGGCUUGAGCUUGAAAAGCGAGAGAAAUUCUUGAAGAAAAAGACAGAGUCAAAUACAGCAGCGGAGACUGCACAAAAUGUUGCGCCGACGUCUUUGGAGGAAAAAGAAAAACUUGAAGAAGCGCCCAUUGGCUUGAAGGCCAACGUGAGCUUGCUGGAUCAGCACAGCGAGCUUAAGAAGAUAGCGGAAGCCGAAAAAGAAACAGACUACGAAAAACAGCUGAAAGAAGAAGAGAAGAUUUUGGACAGCAUUGCUGAGAAGAAAGUCUUGAUGGCUGUUGGGGAAAUUGCGAAAGGAAUCGUGUACACUGAUUCCAUCAAGACCGGAUGGCGUCCACCGCGUUACUUUAACUCAUAUCCGCCAGAGAAAUUUGAUAAGAUAAGGAAGAAAUGGCAUAUUCUGGUGGAAGGCGAAGAUAUACCACCUCCCAUCAAGACUUUCAAGGAGAUGAAAUUUCCUCGCGCUGUCCUGAACACACUGAAGAAGAAGGGCAUAACGCAUCCAACACCAAUACAGAUCCAAGGCAUACCAGCUGUUCUUACUGGGAGAGACAUGAUUGGAAUAGCAUUCACUGGUUCUGGGAAAACUUUGGUGUUCACACUUCCCAUUAUCAUGUUUAGUUUAGAGCAGGAGAAAGUUCUUCCAUUCCAGAGACAAGAAGGGCCUUAUGGGCUUAUAGUUGUACCAUCCCGAGAAUUGGCGCGUCAAACAUUUGAAGUUAUAUCAGAAUUUUCAAGAGCCUUGGAACUGGAUGGUCUUCCUACUUUGCGAUCUGCACUCUGCAUAGGUGGAACUAACGUUAAGGAUCAGAUGGAGGUCAUCAAAAGAGGAGUUCACAUGAUGGUUGCUACACCAGGCCGUCUGAUGGACUUGCUAGAUAAGAAAAUGGUCAAUCUUGAUGUGUGCAGAUAUUUGGUUCUUGAUGAAGCUGAUCGCAUGAUUGACAUGGGGUUUGAAGAAGAUGUGAGAACAAUCUUCUCAUACUUCAAGUCACAGCGUCAGACACUGCUGUUCAGUGCUACAAUGCCUAAGAAGAUUCAGAACUUUGCCAAAAGUGCUCUGGUCAAGCCAGUGACUGUCAAUGUAGGAAGAGCAGGGGCAGCAAGUCUUGAUGUUAUCCAGGAAGUUGAAUAUGUGAAGCAAGAAGCCAAAGUGGUUUAUCUGUUAGAGUGCUUACAGAAAACUCCUCCACCUGUGCUGAUUUUUGCAGAGAAGAAAGCAGAUGUUGACGAUAUUCAUGAAUAUUUACUGCUCAAGGGAGUUGAAGCUGUUGCUAUCCAUGGUGACAAAGAUCAAGAAGAAAGGGAAUAUGCAAUGAGAUGUUUUAGACAAGGAAAGAAAGAUGUUAUGGUUGCAACAGAUGUUGCCUCCAAAGGCCUUGACUUCCCCAAUAUUCAACAUGUUAUCAACUAUGACAUGCCUGAAGACAUUGAAAACUAUGUCCACAGAAUAGGCCGUACUGGCCGAAGUGGGAAGACUGGAGUUGCUACCACAUUCAUUAACAAAUCUUGUGAUGAAUCUGUCUUGUUGGAUCUGAAGCAUCUGUUACUAGAAGCAAAACAGAAACUGCCUCCAGUUCUUGCAGCCUUACAGGCAGAAAAUGAAGGCUAUCUUGAUCUUGGUGAAGAACGUGGUUGUGCUUAUUGUGGUGGUCUUGGGCACAGAAUUACUGAAUGUCCAAAGCUGGAGGCAAUGCAAACCAAACAAGCUGGAAACAUUGGAAGGAAGGAUUAUCUAGCACCUGGUGCUGCAGACUGGUAA